AGAAGGUACGACCAAACAAUUCCCGUUUCUUCAUCACCAGUACGGGGUCUUCCGAGAGUCGCUCCUAAUCCUAAGAUCCUCAACUGCGAAAGUGAGCAGAAUGCUGCAGUGCGUCUUCCUCCUCUCCGAUUCCGGGGAGGUGAUGGUGGAGAAGCAGAUGACGGCGCACCGCGUGGACCGCGCCAUCUGCGGCUGGUUCUGGGAAUACGUCCUUGCCCACGCCGCCGGCGAUCCGUCCAAGGUCUUGCAGGUUGUGGUGUCCCCAACUCAUUACCUGUUUCAAGUAUAUCGCCACGGCGUGACCUUCUUGGCAUGCACCCAAGUAGAGAUGCCCCCGUUGAUGGCUAUUGAGUUUCUCUCUCGCGUGGCUGAUGUCUUGACAGAUUAUCUUGGAGAUCUGAAUGAAGACAUAAUCAAAGACAACUUUGUAAUUGUUUACCAGAUUUUGGAUGAAAUGAUGGACAACGGCUUUCCUCUCACUACAGAGCCAAAUAUCUUGAAAGAGAUGAUUGCCCAACCAAAUAUUGUGAGCAAAAUGUUGAAUGUUGUGACUGGUAAGAGUUCUGCUAUUGGUAACAAACUUCCAGAUGCAACUGCUUCUUUUGUACAUUGGAGAACAACAGUUGUCAAGGAUGCAAGCAAUGAGGCCUAUGUUUCCAUUGUUGAGGAACUAGAUGCAUGUGUGAACAGGGAAGGGGUUCUAGUGAAAUGUGAGGCAUGUGGUGACAUUGUAGUGAAUUCCAGUCUUCCGGGUGUACCAGAAUUGACCUUGUCAUUUGCUAAUCCCACAAUUAUCAAUGAUGUGAGGUUCCAUCCCUGUGUCCGAUUCAGACCUUGGGAGUCCAGUCAGAUCUUAUCAUUUGUUCCUCCUGAUGGGCAGUUCAAGCUUAUGAGCUAUAGGGUUAAGAAACUGAAGACUACACCAAUUUAUGUCAAACCGCAAUUAUCAUCUGAUUUAGGGAAUUGCCGUGUUAAUGUGAUGGUGGGAAUUCGAAAUGAUCCUGGAAAACCUAUUGAUUCUAUAACAGUGCAGUUUCAGUUGCCUCCUCUUAUUGCUUCUGCUGAUUUAACUGCAAAUCAUGGCACAGUUGACAUCCUUGCCGAUCAGACCUGCCUUUGGACAAUUGGGCAUAUUCCCAAAGACAAAGCGCCAUCUCUCUCUGGAAAUCUACGUCUCGAGGAAGGACUCGCUCAUUUGCACGUGUUUCCAACAUUUCAGGUGAAAUUCAGGAUUAUGGGGGUUGCACUGUCCGGGCUUCAAAUCGAUAGAUUAGAAGUGAAAAAUACGCCAAGUGCACCAUACAAAGGUUUUCGAGCCCAGACUCAAGCUGGAAGGUAUGAGGUCAGAUCUUAGGUGCUUGCUAAAGUCUCAGCCUCCACACUUUGCAGUCUAAUUGGACAUGAUACCAUAGGCCAGAACAGUGGGCUAUCAACAUAUCACGAUGACUUGUUGGCCAUCUAUGGCCAGUAUGGCUCUGUACACUGUUCUAGCUUGAUAGGUCUGCCAUACUUCAUGCCAACAUUCUGCGUGCAUCCAUUUUGCCCUGGUUGUAGAAGCAGCAGAAUCCUGCGUUGUUACCUACCAAGGCGAAGGCUGCUGCAUGUGGAUGCUUAGCAGAUGAUAUACGAGGUCAUGGGUUCUGUUGUAUUGUCAUGGGCACCAUUGAAUUCACUUAGGCUAAAAAAAUGAGUUAAUCUCUCAAUAUUCUGUCAUGCCUUAGACCUACCUACAGUUAGAAAAUUGGCAGUGUUUUCUUGUCAGGCUCUCAGCUAUUUGUGCGCUGUUGUUUUUUCAGAACAAUUGUACAAAGUGAGAAGUGUUUGCUUGUACCUCUUUUUGUAUAUAUUAAAGAUCGAUCCAGUCGUUGCUUGAAUGUGAUCUCUUGAA
This is a messenger RNA of Brachypodium distachyon (stiff brome), 1888 nucleotides long. RefSeq names its product AP-3 complex subunit mu. The transcript is spliced from 8 exons. Lineage: Eukaryota; Viridiplantae; Streptophyta; Magnoliopsida; Poales; Poaceae. Gene Ontology annotation, biological process: intracellular protein transport; endocytosis. Gene Ontology annotation, cellular component: clathrin adaptor complex; cytoplasmic vesicle. The coding region runs from base 101 to 1354 and encodes 417 amino acids. The record is from RefSeq and is a predicted model, not a curated record.